Carcharodon carcharias (great white shark) is the source of this 2050-nucleotide messenger RNA. RefSeq names its product COP9 constitutive photomorphogenic homolog subunit 7A (gene cops7a). NCBI's taxonomy places the organism in Eukaryota, Metazoa, Chordata, Chondrichthyes, Lamniformes, Lamnidae. The record is from RefSeq and is a predicted model, not a curated record. Gene Ontology annotation, biological process: COP9 signalosome assembly. The coding region runs from base 1238 to 1819 and encodes 193 amino acids. Gene Ontology annotation, cellular component: COP9 signalosome. The transcript is spliced from 8 exons.
CUAGCUAAUGGAUCACAUGCUGCCUACUUUCAACUGUUGAACCUGUUUGCAUAUGGAACAUACCCUGACUAUUUAGAAUCAGCUGAAGAUGACUGAAUAAAGGAUGUUGCUCUGAGGAACUCCUAAAACAACUUUAUGAAGCUAUUAUCAGCCUCUGGAAAUUACAGCCACCUUCCUGCAUGUGAAAUAUGACUCCAAACAGUAAUUGGCUUUCCCAUUGAUAGGGCUCCUUAUUGUCAUACUCAGUCAAACACAGCCUUGAUGUUAAGGCCUACUACACCACUUGCCCACGCUUCCUUUCCUUUUGUGUUCAACUUUUUUCACCAAUCCUGGAUGAAAGUUAUGAUGUGAUCUGGAGCUGACUUAUUUGGACAGAACCUGAACUCUGCUAGUGAUCAGGUUAUUGUUGAAUAGGUACUACAUCCUCAGUUUAUGCUGGACAGAUGUCUAUUAUUGGCUUGAUAGCGUCCUGCACCGUAGACCUUAGGUCAACUAGAAUUAAUUAAUCCAGAUAUGCUGAUUGGAACAUGCUUUUAGAAGUUUCAAAAUUUGAGGAGUUGGGUGCCUUCCAAAUGUUUGGACUGGAACAUCUUCAGGAAUGACUUUGACCCAUGUGGAAUUUUCUAUUUGAUGAACCUGGACCUUCAAGAAGUUAAAAGUACAUAGCAUAACCCACAGAUACACAGGUCACAUAUACAUAAACAGCAAAACUUUACCAUGCAACAGCAUCAAACAUAAGACUUCUGUGCCUCAAAGUGGAGAAUCACCACCACAUGAUCCUUCACUAAGUUCUGAAGAUGCAUUAUCAUUUGGUUGAAAAUGAAUUGAAGAAGCCAACGAAAAGGCACAAGUACUCUUUUUAUUAGCACUUUAGUACAGAACGGAGGUUGGAGUAAUACAAACCAGGAAGCGAUUUGUGAUUGGUGUAUGCUAUCAGAUUGACAAGUAUCUUUUAUUCCCAAAUGUAAAAAAAAUCUUGGCGGUACUUUUACUGCUUUCUACAUUUUCUUGAAAAUAGAGGAGCCUGCAAGUCAUCUUCAGCAUUUCUCAGGUGAAUGAUGCAACAGAAGCUGCUUGCAGGAAAUUAUUAUAAACCAUCAAAAGCCUGGAAAUUCAUCAGCAGUGUGACUUUAUCUCCAGUUGAUUUGCUGAAGGUUGUGAAUCAAGAAACCCUUACAUAAUACACCAGCUCAAUACACAACUCUCAAAAGAGCUGUUGAAGACCUUCAAUCUCCAAAUGCAGGCUUAUUUGUUCAAUUUAGCAAAUAAGGGAAGUCUACCCGAAUUAACAUUAGCUCAGAAGAACAAGCUGAAACAUCUCACCAUAGUAAGCUUGGCUGCAAGAAUGAAGUGCAUUCCAUAUUCCAUGCUCCUGAAAGACCUUGAUAUAAAAAACCUCAGAGAGUUGGAGGAUUUAAUUAUUGAAGCAAUUUAUACUGAUAUAAUACAAGGCAAACUUGAUCAGCGAAAUCAGCUUCUUGAAGUUGACUUUUGCAUUGGCAGAGAUCUCCAAAAGCAAGACAUCAGCAACAUUGUUAAAACUCUCCAGGAAUGGUGCGAUUGUUGUCAAGCAGUUCUGCUAGGAAUUGAGCAGCAAGUCCUCCGUGUAAAUCAGUAUAAGGAAGGUCAUACAAAAACUCAGCAGCAGGUAGAAACUGAGGUGGCCAACAUAAAGAAGACAUUGAAGGCAACAGCCUCUACCUCAACACAAGAUCCUGAUCAGCAUCCCAUGGAUCGUGACACGCCACAGCUUGUUGAACAACGUCCAUCUACAAAGAAACUCUCAAAAUCUAAAAGUUUAUCAUCUAGCCGUCAUUAGAAAAAUGUGGGAAGGAUUAUUCCAAUUCUUAUAGGGAAACUGAAACUGAGAAGAAAUGAAAAUAUAAUGAACUGUGCAACGGUUCUCCCAAAUGACAAAGAAAAAGAUUUAAAUAGCUUUUCUUGUGCAUUUGAAAAUGUUUCUUUUUUUGUAAUACACAGGUUUUAUAAUAGAAAACUGAAUGACUACUGAAUCAUCCUUUCCUAUUAAAAGGUACUAGUUACAAACUGA